AACUAACCUAACCUAACCUAAUCCUAAUCUAACCUUAACCCUAACCUAACCUAAAAUCAAAGCUUAAAAGUGUGAGCUUUAAAAUAUUAUUAAUUAAAUGCUAAAAUAGAAUUCAUUAGAAAUGUCUUUGUACGAUGAUUUUGACAAACACCGAACUUCAGAAAAGGUUGCAGGAUGGUCUUCUGGUAUAAAGUUACUUCAAUCACAACUACAAUUAAAGAAGGCUGCCACGACACAGCCAAAACGAGAGCAAUAUAGAAAAAACACUGCGGUAUUAGCACCAGUGAUUGACUUGAAAUCAAAGGCCAACCGUGAUGUCGAUCGAGAAGAUGAUAACCAUAAUAAUCCUUUAUCUACUGGCGGUGUGAGUAGUAUUGGGAUAGGUAGUGAAUAUGAUUGGAACGUGGUGAAUGAAUAUGAUCCCAUGUGGCCAAAUGAGUAUGAAAAAGUUGUGAAAGAAUUACGUGAUAUCAGAGAUAGAGAGCAUGAUCAGGAGACAGAAAUGCGCAAACGUAGAAGAGAUAACACACGGUUCGAAGACACUCAGCAAACAGCUGGUAAUAAUAGCACAAUGAUACCUCCCGAAAGAGAUGAGGAGAGAACACCAUCCUCAAGAGGUGUGGCUGGUGGUGCUGCAAUAGCACCACCACCAUCUCUGCAAGAGUCUUCAGAAUUACCACCUCCUCCUCCACGACAACAGUCCACCAUGGGUUAUGCGACAUCGUCUGUAGCGGCAAAAAUAAUGGCCAAAUAUGGUUUCAAAGAGGGACAAGGUCUAGGUAAGAAGGAGCAAGGUAUGUCGGUGGCGUUACAAGUAGAGAAGACGAGCAAACGCGGUGGAAGAAUAGUUGGUGAAAGAGAACAGUUGAUGCCUCCACCACCGCCUAUUACAACUUCUCCACCGGCGCAAUCACAAGCACCGCUGCAAUCACAACCAUCUUCGGAAGAACCGAGCAUUACCGAGAUAAUGAAGUGUCCAAGCAAGGUUGUACUCUUGCGCAACAUGGUUGGUCCCGGAGAAGUAGAUGAUGAUCUUGAACCAGAAGUGAAAGAUGAAUGCAAUACAAAAUACGGUGAUGUCGCGCGUGUAAUUAUUCACGAAGUAAUCGAAGCCACUCCGGAAGAAGCAGUGCGAAUUUUUGUGGAAUUUAAAAGAAUAGAGAGCGCCAUUAAAGCUGUAGUUGAUUUAAAUGGACGAUUUUUUGCUGGCAGACAAGUCAAAGCAGGAUUCUAUUCUAGUGAAAAACUUGAUAAUUUACAAUUGAUGGACUAAUUUUCUGCACACAUAUGUAAGAAUUUCAGAUUUUAAUUUUAAUGAAUGUUUUAUUUAUUGUUUUUAAGAAUUUGACGCCAUAUCUGUUUUGUAAUUCCAACAACAUAGAAAUGUAUUUUAUAAUUUUACUGCAUAGAAAAUUUUUUAUAUUAUAAAAUAAUACGACUUUAAACGAU
Messenger RNA from Pseudomyrmex gracilis, 1449 nucleotides. It is a transcript of the gene Spf45, whose product is annotated as splicing factor 45. Gene Ontology annotation, cellular component: precatalytic spliceosome. NCBI's taxonomy places the organism in Eukaryota, Metazoa, Arthropoda, Insecta, Hymenoptera, Formicidae. Gene Ontology annotation, biological process: alternative mRNA splicing, via spliceosome; mRNA cis splicing, via spliceosome. The record is from RefSeq and is a predicted model, not a curated record. Bases 122 to 1273 code for a protein of 383 amino acids. Gene Ontology annotation, molecular function: RNA binding. The transcript has 4 exons.